Molecule: messenger RNA, 555 nt
Organism: Aspergillus pseudotamarii
Lineage: Eukaryota; Fungi; Ascomycota; Eurotiomycetes; Eurotiales; Aspergillaceae
Product: ubiquitin-conjugating enzyme E2
Exons: 4
Coding region: 1-555 (184 amino acids)
Biological process (GO): protein polyubiquitination; proteasome-mediated ubiquitin-dependent protein catabolic process
Cellular component (GO): nucleus
Molecular function (GO): ubiquitin conjugating enzyme activity
Source: RefSeq, a predicted model, not a curated record
AUGUUUGCGGGUAAACGCUUGAGAGCUCCUCAAGGUACCUACGUCCCCUUCUAUCCCUCAUACCCUAAUUUUGUCUGCCGUUUUGGGAGACGGGCUACGGCCCAGUCAAAGCAGCGUCAUCUAAAGGAGCAUCUGCCACCUGGUAUAUCAAUAGCCAAAUCGGAGAAUCUUGAAGAGUGGCAGAUGGAUAUUCGAGUCUUGGACGAAAAUCCGCUUUAUCAGAAUCAGAUCUAUCGACUAAAAUUCACGUUUUCGUCGAAGUAUCCAAUAGAGCCGCCGGAAGUCCAGUUCAUCGAAUUGCCUAGCACAUCUGAGACCCCUCGCCCGAUCCCGAUCCACCCGCACAUAUACAGCAACGGAAUCAUAUGUCUAGACCUCCUCAGUUCAGCCGGCUGGUCACCUGUACAAACAGUUGAGAGUGUCUGCAUGAGCAUUCAAAGCAUGCUGACCGCAAAUACACGCGACGAACGACCACCGGGCGACAGCGACUUCGUCUCGUACAACCGACGCCGGCCCCGCGACAUCAACUUCUUCUACGAUGAUGACAACGUAUAA